CAAAGGGUUUGGUUCUUCUCACCACCCACGCCGCAGCGCAAACGUGUAGCAAUCCAUCAUGUCAUCCCAAUUUACCAUUCAUACCUCGACUCUCUUCGACCCCAAGAAGAAGGCGUUUGUGAAUGAUGUCUCGGUCACAGUCGACCCCAAGUCUGGCUUGAUUGUGGAAGUCAGUCAACGAAAACCAGGUUCCCUGGGCCAAUCCGUACCCAAAGGGGAUGUCGAUCUUCGGGGCAAGAUCGUGAUGCCGGGCUUUGUUGACGCGCAUACACACAUAUUCCUGCACGCUUACGACGAACGGGCCUCCGUCAUCCAGAAGCGCGACGAAAGCGUUGUUGAGCGAAUCGUCCGCGCCGCGAACCACGCCCGAACCGCGCUACUCGCAGGCUACACAACCUAUCGUGAUCUAAGCUCCGAGUCCAUGGGAGAGGGCGAUGCUCAACUCCGGGAUUGCAUCAACCGUGGUCUGACCCCGGGGCCGCGGCUGUUCGUAGCAACUAGAGCGCUUGCCAGCACGGGUUCUUAUGAACCUCGCACAGAGAACUCUUCCGGCGGCGUCUGUUUGCCGAUGGGAGGAGAAGCAGUAGACGGUCCUGAACAGGUGCGAACGGCCGUGAGACGACGCCUGGCCGCUGGGGCGGAUGUCAUCAAGUUCUUCGCCGAUUAUCGUCGCCGCGUCAUGCGAUACCCGCCUGCUCAGCAACAUCCCUAUGUUGUCGGUGUGAAGCACCCCCCUGCGGAACCCAAUCCUGAUCUUCUUGUCUUCGCACGGGAAGAAGUCGAGGCUCUGGUUCAGGAGGCGAAAAUGGGCAAGGCGCCCGUCGUUUGCCACGCUGGGACUAUUGAGGGCGCCUUGAUCGCCGUUAACGCUGGUGUGCAUACUAUCGAACACGCAUACUUCGCAAAUAGGGAGCUAUUCGAGUUGAUGAAGGAGAAGGGGACGGUCUUCUGCCCGACCCUGGCGGUAUGUGAGCGUCUCCACCAUCGCCGCUACCCCGAAAUCAGAGCGCAGACAAAACUGGCCUACGAAGUCGGCGUGCGAUUUUGCUGUGGAGGGGACACAGGUCCUUUUCCCCACGGCCAAGGGGUGAGAGAGUUGGAACUUAUGCACGAAGCUGGUCUCCCCCUGGAAGAUGUCUUGGAGGCAUGCUUUGUUGGGGGAUGGGAAGCUUGUGGCGGCGAUUUAUGCGGAAUGCGCUUCGGAUGGUUUGAACCAGGUCUGCGAGCAGACAUUAUAGCACUUACUUCCGACCCGCGUGAGGACAGAUUGGCGUUGAGACACGUCGACUUUGUCAUGAAGGACGCUCAAAUCUUCAAACAGGAUGGACGGGGCACAGGCAUCUUCGCUGAUCACCACCAAUGGGAUCAGACAGGCAAUUACAUACCUCCCAAAUGA
Molecule: messenger RNA, 1396 nt
Organism: Exophiala oligosperma
Lineage: Eukaryota; Fungi; Ascomycota; Eurotiomycetes; Chaetothyriales; Herpotrichiellaceae
Exons: 3
Coding region: 59-1396 (445 amino acids)
Molecular function (GO): hydrolase activity, acting on carbon-nitrogen (but not peptide) bonds
Source: RefSeq, a predicted model, not a curated record